This is a messenger RNA of Tribolium castaneum (red flour beetle), 2112 nucleotides long. RefSeq lists its product as uncharacterized. Bases 82 to 666 code for a protein of 194 amino acids. The transcript has 4 exons. The record is from RefSeq and is a predicted model, not a curated record. Lineage: Eukaryota; Metazoa; Arthropoda; Insecta; Coleoptera; Tenebrionidae.
UUCUUGUUAAUGUUUAUUAAAAAAAAAAACUAGUGCAACGAAGUAAAUGUGACAUUGUCACUUGGAUGUCAAUUAUUAAAAAUGAAUCGGUUGCGAUUUAUGUUUAUAGUUUCAACAAUUGCGUCUGUAGUCACAAAUAUCGGGGUGAUUGGGUUCGAAAUUUACGAAAUUGUUUUGGACCAAAAUGAAGAAAAAAAGAAGCAUGGGUCUAAAGGUAUUGUAAUCACUCACUUAUUUGUGUCCCUUUCGAUGCAGUUUUGCUGCAACGCUGUUAUCCUGAUUCACAUCUUCUACAUAGCCUAUUAUGUCCUUCGAAACACUAGGUAUAACUGGGAACUCAGUUGCCACUAUUUCACCUACAUCGUGCUAGAAAUUGUUUCAGUGGUCUGUGUUAUUGGUAAAUACGACUACUUGCAUUAUCCUUUGGCACUGCAUAUCCUGACGGGGGUUUUAUUUGUCAUGCUUUUCUUUUUUAACUGCUGGGCGGUGGAACUUUUCGACGACUUGGAAAUGAAGCUUCGGCAGGAACGAGCGGACCAGAAGCUCAAAGUGAAAGUAGGGGGAAAAGGAAAAGAUCAGAGAACUGGAUGUGUCAGGAUUCCUUUGCACGGAGCUAACGUGAACGCGGGCGCGGGCACGAGCAAACCUCCUCCGAAAAAACCCUAAUCCGAUUUGUAUUUAUCAUUUGUACCGAAUAAUUCGAAUUAAACAUGAUAAGAAAGAAGAUAUUCAAAUUAUUUUUAAAUUACAAGUUCUGAGAAGCAGAUUGUCAGGGUAAACCCCGUCGCGUUUGCAAUCCGGUUCAGUUGGUCUUGAACUGCGGCCAUUCCAACAUUCAGCCGAAAUGUUCGCAUCAUUUUACGCCAAACUUAUUUUCAUCGUUCUGGUGUCUCUAUUUAAACAAAUCAACUGUAAAUGCGUACAAUCGUAUGCAACAAUCUGUGACACCAUCGAAGAUGUCGAACAGCUCAGUGAUAAAGCAAGUUUCAUGGACAUCAUAGUCGGAAACGUAACACGUCGUGCCAAUCCGCUGAAAUCAUACGACUUGUAUGAGCUCAUUCCUUUCAAAAAACUCAUGUCUCUGACAAUCAUCGGCCAGCUCGACCGGAUUUCCCCACUCGCCAUGAGAUGCGAAUUUGACUACGAAUUAAAAGUGCUGAAUUUUUACAACAAUGACAUCAAGAAACUCGAAAAGUGGUCGAUCCCGAACUUAACCCUCCAAAAAGUUAGCCUAGUUAACAAUAAUAUUGAAGUUAUAGAGCCCGGAGUGCUUUCCCUCGGAAGUAAAAUCGAGAUAAUGGACCUAUCUGAUAAUAAAAUUGAGGUAAUCGAAAAUUUUGUUUUUCGUUUUUGGUUCAAGGGAGCUGGAGUUACGAAGACGCUCAUUUUGCGGAAUAAUAGGAUUUCAUACAUCCAAGUCAACAGUUUUCCAGAAACUCUCAAAAUACUUUAUUUGGAUGGAAACAAACUGAGGGAAAUCCAGGACGGGGUCAUUCAGCCUUUGAGCGAACUACUGGAGCUUAGUCUGAGUCGGAACCAGCUCUACAAAGUCCCCAACUUAUCAAACGCCACCCAACUGCAGUUUUUGAACCUCUCGUUCAAUAAUCUCGAAACGGUUAACAACGCCACGUUUCAAAAUCUCACAAGAAUUUCACUGAUCGACCUCAGUAACAAUAAAAUAAAGGAGAUAUCGUUCGCUUACUUCUCGUAUUUGAUCAGAAGACGUGUCCCGUUUGUGUUAUCGCUUGGUUUUAAUGAAAUGAUGGGGUUCGAUUUUGGUAACGUUACAAGGAAUUUUGAAAACAAUGUUGAGUUAUUCCUGUAUGGAAAUCCCUUUGGUUGCAAGGAAUUUGAUAAAAUUCAGGUCGCUAUGAAGGAUUUGAAAAUCAAACAAAAUGCGUGUGAUGCUAAAUUUCACAGUGAAGGGAAAACCCCCUACUGUCUUGAUUACCAAAUAAUACAACCAUGGGAUCUCCCCUAUCCAGUCAAGCAGUUCCUCAAGUCAAUUGAAAAUAACAGAAAAUUGAUUUCUUGCUCGUUAUAUCCAGUGCAUUAUAUCAACCAGUUAGGUGUUUCUUGUGUUGCGUAAAUCCUAAUAAAAAAUUAUACGUU